Molecule: messenger RNA, 222 nt
Organism: Dentiscutata heterogama
Lineage: Eukaryota; Fungi; Glomeromycota; Glomeromycetes; Diversisporales; Gigasporaceae
Source: the annotation of a GenBank genome assembly
UACGGUUGUCAUGCCAACUCUGACAAACCAUCACUAUGCAUUUAUGUUGAUAGUGUGCAACAUCUUGUUGAACCCCAAUUCAAAAAUGUUUUAUGCAUAGAUAAGCUUAUGAAGCAUCAUAUGAAUCAAUACUUAAUAGAUUUUGAAAAUGGCGGCCCUAGUCAUAGUUCGGCAGAAGCAAUUAUAACUAAUGAACUUGCGAAUCAUUUUCAGAAUAAAUGA